Sardina pilchardus (European sardine) is the source of this 805-nucleotide messenger RNA. RefSeq names its product ring finger protein 7 (gene rnf7). Gene Ontology annotation, biological process: ubiquitin-dependent protein catabolic process; protein ubiquitination. Gene Ontology annotation, molecular function: ubiquitin protein ligase activity; cullin family protein binding; zinc ion binding. The record is from RefSeq and is a predicted model, not a curated record. Lineage: Eukaryota; Metazoa; Chordata; Actinopteri; Clupeiformes; Clupeidae. Gene Ontology annotation, cellular component: nucleus; Cul5-RING ubiquitin ligase complex. The coding region runs from base 34 to 378 and encodes 114 amino acids. The transcript has 3 exons.
CAUUUUGAUGUGGCUUGGCUUUGCCCUUAUGCUAUGGCGGAGAUGGAUGACGGUGACGAGCCGAGUUUGGUACACACGCACAGUGGAUCAUCAUCUGGGUCAAAAUCAAGUGGGGACAAGAUGUUUUCUCUGAAGAAAUGGAAUGCUGUUGCCAUGUGGAGCUGGGAUGUCGAAUGUGAUACGUGUGCCAUUUGUCGGGUUCAAGUUAUGGAUGCGUGCUUGAGGUGUCAAGCAGAAAACAAGCAGGAGGACUGUGUUGUGGUGUGGGGGGAGUGCAACCACUCUUUCCACAACUGUUGCAUGUCCCUGUGGGUGAAACAGAACAAUCGCUGCCCACUGUGCCAGCAGGACUGGGUGGUGCAGAGGAUCGGCAAGUGAGGACGGGCGAUGCCAGCGCCAAACAGCUGGCCAGCCUCCAGCCUCCCACCUUGCCAGCUAUGCCCAAUCAUCACCAGCCUCCGUCCCGAUUGGCUCUCACCCCCGCCGGGGUGACAGGACUUUUUAACGCCCCACCUCUUCCCACAGUUCUUUAGCUCCCUUAUGCUGUCUCUCCCAAGUGUGUGUGUGUGUGUGUUUGGUGUGUAUGAUUGCACCAUCACUGUAUGCGUCAGGGGUGGCCAAGGCAGUCCUGGAGGUUUCCCAGUAAACAUCCUGUCUGUGGCCCACCCCACCUCUGUGAUGGGAUACAGAGCUCAAGGUGGGAAGAUCAAAGACAUGUUACACAUCAGUGGUAUGUUGUUAAUGGGGAAGUGUGUGUGUUUUUCUGUGUUGCAUUGCACAUUGAGUAAUAAACAGAGUGACUGGA